Messenger RNA from Peronospora matthiolae, 519 nucleotides. Lineage: Eukaryota; Oomycota; Peronosporomycetes; Peronosporales; Peronosporaceae. The record is from the annotation of a GenBank genome assembly.
AUGGGCAACGCAUACACGAUUGAAAUGCCCCGUAAGAUGCGUACGCAUCCUACGAAUUACGUCGGUCGUCUCCGCACGUAUUAUCAGUACGAGCCCGAUUCGAGAUGCGAAGAACACCUCCGCGGUCGAGAGCCGAGACCACCUACGAGUGGUCCCAUUUCAACGAGCCAGUCUGGUCGACCAGCGAAGCGACCUGCCGACGCAGCUGAGCGAUCUCCUGAAGACGAUCGUUCGAACGAUCGUGCGUUAUGGAAUUGUAAUUAUCCCUUACAAGAUCCUCAAGCCUAUAACUCCUAUUCCGUUCAUGAGCCAGGUCAUCUUGCAACCGUUCCGUUACACAGUUCAGCUCCUGAACAUCAAGAUGAUCUGGCCCUCGAGCCGGAUCAGGUGAUCCCGCCACCACCGCAUCCUUUGGUGGACUCAGGCGGUGUUCAACGCUUUCUUGUGGAGCGUAUUUUGAACCACCGCGACGUGAGUGGCUUCCGGACGAAUUACCUCGUCCGCUGGCAUUGCUAUUAA